Rotaria sp. Silwood1 is the source of this 1947-nucleotide messenger RNA. The record is from the annotation of a GenBank genome assembly. Lineage: Eukaryota; Metazoa; Rotifera; Eurotatoria; Philodinida; Philodinidae.
AUGAAUACACCAAAACGAUUACUAUCAGGUUCUGAUGAUGUAUCUGAAUAUCCAACAACAAGAAGACGAUCUAAAUCACCCAAUGAUAAUUUAACAACACCGAUUGAUGAUCAAAUUGAACAAGUGGCGAAAAGACAUCGUGUACCGAGUGAUACUGUCAAACGUAUUAUCUCGGAUCUUUUAAAUGAAUCGACAGUAGUCGAUUAUCUUCGAACACGAAUAAUUCAAGAUGAAUCAUAUUCAGUUAAUAACACGAUCUCAAUAACAACAUCUGAUGAAUCUCUUCUUUCUUCAUCGAAUUAUUUUGAUACAUCAUCUCAAAUAAAUUCUUCACAUGUGUUUUCAUCAGAUCAACAACAACAAAAUCUUUUAUUAACAACAAUGGUUGAUGAAUAUGAUCCACUUUGGCUUGAAUUUCUUCAAUCACUUAAUACAGUUGAUAAUAAUUCAAAUAUACAACAAAAUACAACACAAUCCAAUGUGCCAUUUGAUUCAUUAUUUAGUGAAGAUGAUGAUGAUGAAGAAUUUAUUGGACCUGAUGAUGAAAAUAAUAUUGAAACUGUCGAUGAACGAAAACUACGUGUAUCUAAACGUGAAUUAGCUUCAUUAUUAAAAGAUAGUGCACCAUCACCAGAUGAUCAUGCUUCUUUUCGUGAUGAAGAAAUUCUUCGUAGUGAUCAAUACGAAUCUUUAUGGACAGAAUUUUUAGCUUCACUUCAAACAGGAAAUGAUCAACAACAGGAUGAACAACAGAAAUCUAUAAUAACAACAAUAACAGAAGAAGAUGAUAAUGAUGAUGAUCCAGAAUUUCGACUUGCAGAUACUGAAAAUGAUAUUGAUGAUGAUUUAGAAGAUGAAUUACAUGUUUCAAAACGUGAAUUAGCUUUACUUUUACAAGAUAAUGCUUCGAUAUUAAAUCAUGAAGAAUUUCAAAAUAGUGAUGAAUUUAUUAAUCCUGAAUCUGUUUCAUCGAAUACAACUUGUUCUACAAUAACAAAAACAUUUGAGCAUCAUAUAACAUCCGAACAACGUGAUGUUCUACAAUAUCAAUUAACAGCGUAUGUUCAAUUACUAACUCAAUAUAUUUUAUUAAGACGUGAGACCAAUUCAUUAUUAUUCGAUGAUCAAUCCGCUCAACAACUUUUUACAGAUCUGAUUUAUUUUCGUGAUAAACAAUCAAAUUCCAUCUUAGAUAUACCUUUAUUAACUGAAGCACAACAUCUACUUGAAACUGCACCACCACCUAGUCGAAGAAAAGCUUUUGGUAAUCAUUUAUCAUUUUAUUUAAUGGAUACAUUUUGUAAAAGUUCAGCUUUUGUACAUGAUUCAUUAUUACCAACUUGUUUCUUAUCUUCAUCGAAUUCAAAUAUUCAAACAUUUUUAAAUGAUAAAACAUCACGAAAUUUUGUAUCCGGUGAAGAUUGUUUAAUGGCACUUGGUCUUGAACAAAAUGAUGCAAAAAUGUUAAUUAUUGGUCAUAAUGAAAAGGCUAUUAAUGAUCGUCUUAAUAGUCUUCGAUAUGCUAGAGUACGACGUGGAAAACAAAAUCCAGUUAAAGCCUUUUUUACUUAUGGUUCUGUACCUGAUAUUUCUUUAAAUCCAUGGUAUCAUGUUCCAAAUGGAUUUGAUAUCAAACAAAUUUAUCCGAAUGGUCUUAUUGAAAAAGUGAAUGUUGUUUUUCCUUCUUGGUUUCGACUUUCUUAUAAACGAUCGAGACAGUUAUUAAAACGUACAAAUAAUUCUCUUAUUUCAUCAACAUUAUCAUCAUCAACAACAGCUCCAAGAAUUGAUACAAAUGAUGAUAUUUCUUCAUCAACUGUUUAUGUUGUUGUUGAAGGCACAUCAUCAAAUUCUCGAACAACAACAUCGCCUAACAAAGUUUUACAACAAAUUCAUAUGUUACAUUUAUUAAAUUCUUAUCCGAAAUUACAACCUAAACAACAAUAA